Pygocentrus nattereri (red-bellied piranha) is the source of this 4460-nucleotide messenger RNA. RefSeq names its product fibronectin type III domain containing 5b (gene fndc5b). The transcript has 6 exons. Lineage: Eukaryota; Metazoa; Chordata; Actinopteri; Characiformes; Serrasalmidae. The record is from RefSeq and is a predicted model, not a curated record. Gene Ontology annotation, molecular function: protein binding. Bases 262 to 876 code for a protein of 204 amino acids.
CUCAGGUAGACUCCGCUCCAUAGCGUUCUGAUGGCGCCCGUCCGUGUGUGUGUAUGAGCGUGUGUGUGCGCGCCUGCGUGUGUGUGCGAGGGAGUUUUGCUCUUCGCCGUUCGCUCAUGAGACGGAAAACGCGGCAAAGACGACGAACUGUGGCGAAUGCUAAAGAAAAGCGGCCCCGUUCUUAGCUUUAGCCGAGCAACGGCCCUAUUGCGAGUAAAUGGGAUUCAACGUCGUCCGAGAAUGUAAAGACUCUUCUGAAGGAUGGGAGGAAAAGGCUUCGCUGCUACGCUGCUGUUUCUGGGCUGCGUCUCCGUGUCCUCGGUCGAUGCCGACAGUUUGUCUGCGCCGCUCAAUGUGACCAUCAAGACCUUAGAGGGCAACUCGGCUGUGGUCACAUGGGAGAUCUUGGAGGGGGACCCAGUCAUCGGCUUUGCCAUCACACAGCAGAAGAAGGAUGUGCGCAUGAUGCGCUUCAUUCAGGAGGUAAACACCACCACUCGCUCCUGUGCACUGUGGGAUCUGGAGGCAGAUACAGAGUACAUUGUCCACGUGCAGUCCAUCAGUAUGAGUGGCACCAGCCCUCCCAGUGACCCUGUCCUUUUCCGCACCCCAAAAGAAUCAGAGAAGCUCGCCUCCAAAAGCCCUGAUGAGGUGACAAUGAAGGAGGUUGGCCAGGCAGCCCAACUGAGGGCUGGAGAGCUCAUCAUUAUAGUGGUUGUCCUGAUCAUGUGGGCAGGUGUGAUAGCUCUCUUCUGCCGUCAGUAUGACAUCAUUAAGGACAAUGAGCCCAACAACAACAAGGACAAAGCCAAGAACUCAUCAGAGUGCAGUACCCCUGAGCACCCCACAGGGGGCCUCCUGCGCAGCAAGGUCUAAAAGCACCUUCCUCCACAGGCAAUAACGGGCUUUAGCCUCAGGACAUAGCUCUGAGACAUACUAGAAAGCCAUCCAGUGACAUCAUUGUAAAACAGACUGCCCAUCCUCAUUUGAAAAGACUCUUUAAUAUAUUAUCCUUGGAACCAUGGACUUUGGUGCUUGUCUGCGAAGGACACAGAGACAACCUCCCACUUGAGCACAUCUAACGAGCGGAGUGGGCAUGAGAAGUGGAAAGUGCCAGACUGCGGUGCAAAGAAUUCCCUCGGGUUUGGAUCCAAAGUGGGAGACGGUACAACCAGAGCUGCUGCCUCAGCAGGAGGUCCCAGCAUGCUGAAAGCUGGAAAGCCAGGAGCGCUAUACCACCUGAGGGGCAUGCCUUUGCCUCCAGUGUCGCCUCACACAGAUAAGGCGGAAUAUGUCAUCCCCUUGGAGGCAGAUGCUAAAUAAACCAGGGUUGUGCGAUAAAUGGAGGGGAAAGAUAGUUUUCUCAAAGCUUUCUUCCUUUAUCAGUGCAUCAUUAGAGCACACUCACUGAAGAAGGUGGUAAACUAAAGAUAUUUCGCAUAGCGCUCUCUCUCUUUCUCUCUCCAUACCCUCUCUUGUUCCUUAUCUCUUUCUUUGCCUUUUUGUUGCUGUUUUUAUCGUCAUGCCUUUUGUUUUUCCUUCCAUCUGUUCUAUUCCCCUUCCUGUAGUUUUUCUCCAAAGCAGUCAGAACUGUAAAUUUGAUAAUGUUUAUUGGUGCAGUGGGAUUUCUCUCCAUAAGCACUCUCUUGCUCUCAGGGCAUCCAAGCAAACAUCCACAGGAUGAAUAAUAGAGUGACUCAUGCUGAACCAUUUUGACCGAAUCGCACCAUUCAGAGCAACCACAGCUGAACCAACUGCGAUAUAUUGAUGGUAUAUUCGUAUAUUAAUACAGUGAUAGAAAAUAUAUUUAAUCACUUGUGUGUCUUGAGUAAAAUCAACAGCUCGCUGUCUCUGAUGAGCACAUAUAUGUACAGUAUAAGUUACUUUGGUCCUCAUAACGUAGUAUGGUCAUUAGCAUAUGUUUUACGAGUGCCGCUAUUAUGCUUCUGCUGUGACGUGUGGCUACAAUAGAGAAUCAGGUGCCUUUCCUCCAGGUGUUCCCUAACGCUUUAUGCCUCCUUUAAAAACUUCACUCUUAAAUUCCCUCUCCACUUGUUUACAAGUUCUUGUGUAACAAAUUUUUCUCUUUUGACAGUUUAAGUGAGUGAGAUGGCGGAGCAGUCUGACAGCAGACUGUCACAGAUGGACUUGUCAGUUAGAGCAGAGUCUCUGAUGGGGCCACUGUCUUUAAGAGCCAGCCUCCAGGGUGAGCUGAACAAGUCCUCAGUUGUCAGGCAGCAAUAAAGAAAUGUGCUUAAUGCAGGUCAGGGAUGAGGAAAAAUCCAUUGUGCCCAUCACAAGCACUGCACAUACAUGCUUUAUGCUCAGAAUAUCAGCCACCAUAAUACUGCACAAGUAAGACAUGCAUGGGUGUUAGUGGGUUGUACUGUACGCUCAAGAAAUAGGACCACACUGUUAAUCAAAUAAGCCUUUUUGGCAAUGUAUCUUAUUCCAUGUCAAUGAAAUGUCAAUAAUUGACCUAUCUGUACUCUUCCUAGAAAUCCAUACUUUCUUUGGAACUGUUAGGGUGGCAAGCUUUACAGAACAGCGGCAAAAGUCCCUUUUAACUUAGCACACUUAGUAACAUUUUUGUUCACCAUAACAAGCAACAGAAGUGAUUUUCAAGAUUUCUGUUCAUUUUUCCCCAAAGAGAAAAGUAAGUACAAAACUAACUACUAGGCCUGUCACGCCGCCGGGGUGGACAAUGUUGUUGCAGCUAAUCAAAACUAGGCUGGUUGGAAGUGACAAUGACACAUUUGCCACCAUGUUUAUAUUAGUUUUGGGAUUUUUCUCAUACAUCUGUCCAACCUUGCAAUGGUUUUUUACAUAAGAAUGGAUUUGUGGGUGGGGCAUGGAUAAGUCAAUUAUAUUUCCUAUUAAACCAAUAGUAAUUUCGUUCUGUAUGUGCAUGGAGGACUUGAAUCCAGCUCAUAGGUAAGGCAGCGAUUUGUACUCAGUACCCUCACUGCUUAGAUUGAUGAUGGUUUUAAUCAAGUGCGUUGAAGGGUACCUGAAGGAAUCUCGGUGCAAUUAAACAUUCUCCUGUCCAGACUAGUGGCCAUUACCUCCCCAUUUCCAUCAGGCGGUAGGCUAAACAGACUGUCCUCUCGCAUGGGUUCCAUCUCCGACUCAUCUGCUCCUUCGUUUUUCAUGCUACCCCUCCCACCACCAGUGCCAGAGACCCGACAGUUCUCCUUUAAUGACUGCUAAUUAACCUUGGCCACAGGGGAGAGAGCAGGAGGGCUGCUGGGUGAAAAAUGGCUGAUAUCAAUAUCGUGUCUAGGCAGCUUACAUAAAAGGACAAAAGGGAAGUGGGGUGUGAAAGUUGGUUUACGCCAAAGAGGAUUACGUUUUCCUCUUGACAGAUCAUUUUCCUCCCAUAUUCACUACUGUUCCUCGCUCCAAACAGAUACAAAGAGGCAGAGAGGUGUUCAGUGAAAAAAAAAGCUGCCUCAAGUCAGCUACAGUGUUCCUAAGCAAUGUCCUGCUGCAUUAUAAGUCUGGGCACACCGACUCCUGACCCAAAAAACAACCAGAGCAGCAAGCUAUCAUUACUAAAUGCCUGUGAUCAUGGCCCCUGAGUUACAUUCUUCACUCGGUAAUGGCUUUCAAAGGCGCUCUCCCAGCCUUCUACACUUCUAUACCAUUCUAUAUGCCUUGAAACAUAUCCGCCUCUUUGAUUUCAACACUCUUCCACUGUGGACAUCUCCAUGUGAAGAGGAAGCUCAGUAAUCAGAGCAGAAUUCUCCUUCAGCUAUUAGUUCACAAGCAGCACAGUUUCAAAGUUUCAGUAUAAAGAGGAGGACACACCUGAAAACGGCACCUCUCUGCUUCUGUUUGGAUCUUUCACAUUGAAUGUAAUCAUGGAAGUAAUAAUCUUAUUGGUCCAAGAAUCUAUAAUCAAAUAAUGUAUGGUCUGAUUAUUGUAUUAUUGUGACUGUAAUGACUUACACUGAAAUGAACAGUGCCAAUUUAUUGGGGUAAAAUGUGCCAUGAGACAGUAUUAUGCAAAACCAGAGAUCAUUUAACUUUCAAUAACUGUCAAAAUGGCAAUUAAGUAAUUUUUAGUUUUCAUUUAGUGCCAUUCAGUUUCCGUUAUCAGCAUCAAGAAAUAUUUAACAGGAAAUUACACAGAGGCUUUAUGCUUUCCCUUUAUUACAGCUUCCUAUCUUUUGCAGUUUUUCAAUGGAAUCUGCAGGGAUAUUUUAAACACCUCCACAGUUCAGUCUUAGACGUUGGUUGCAUUUUCUGCUCCUCACAAUCCAAUUAAUCCCAAACACAUUCAGUGAUGUUGAGGUCUGUACUUUGGGGUGGUCACAGUGCAUUAUUCGAACAACAUCAGCAGCUUCUUUGAAUUGCAGAUGUUCUUUUUUUUUGUCUAUUUCCUUUUUUUCUGUGAGGUUCUUCUUGAACAGCUACACAUCCUUUCAGACCCACAGCGUUGAGUUGCCUUCUCACAG